AUGGCAGCAGUAGUGACCGCCUCGCCUUUCCUGAAACCCUUCGCUUUGAGAUACUCCCCGGCGGGAGUGAGCCCAGCCCACCGCAGGCGCCACACUCUCCCCGCCAGCGAGUUCCGCAACCUGAGCCUGACAGACGCACUCAGCGUGUUCGAGAUCGAGAGGGAAGCCUUUAUUUCAGUCUCUGGAGAAUGUCCCUUACACAUGGAUGAAGUCAGACACUUUCUUGAGCUCUGCCCGGAGUUAUCCCUUGGCUGGUUUGAAGAAGGGAGGCUGGUAGCCUUUGUAAUUGGCUCUGGAUGGGACAAGGACAAGUUGUCACAGGAUGCUAUGACCAUUCAUGUCCCUGGGGGCUCCACUGUGCACAUUCACGUUCUGGCUGUCCACCACAAGUGCCGUCAGCAAGGGAAAGGUUCCAUUAUCUUAUGGCGAUACUUACAAUACCUGCGAUGUCUCCCCACGGUCAAACGAGCUGUUCUAAUGUGUGAAGAUUUCUUGAUCACAUUCUACCAGAAAGCUGGCUUUAGAGAGAUCGGACCUUCUGGCAUUGUAGUGGGUCCCCUCACAUUUACUGAGAUGGAAUACCCUCUUGGUGGAGGAGCUUACCUGCGGAGAAACAGCGGCUGCUAA
Molecule: messenger RNA, 627 nt
Organism: Hemiscyllium ocellatum (epaulette shark)
Lineage: Eukaryota; Metazoa; Chordata; Chondrichthyes; Orectolobiformes; Hemiscylliidae
Product: serotonin N-acetyltransferase-like
Exons: 3
Coding region: 1-627 (208 amino acids)
Biological process (GO): response to light stimulus; circadian rhythm
Cellular component (GO): cytoplasm
Molecular function (GO): aralkylamine N-acetyltransferase activity
Source: RefSeq, a predicted model, not a curated record